Helianthus annuus (common sunflower) is the source of this 999-nucleotide messenger RNA. RefSeq names its product NADPH:quinone oxidoreductase. Gene Ontology annotation, cellular component: cytosol. Gene Ontology annotation, molecular function: FMN binding; oxidoreductase activity. Lineage: Eukaryota; Viridiplantae; Streptophyta; Magnoliopsida; Asterales; Asteraceae. Bases 223 to 801 code for a protein of 192 amino acids. The record is from RefSeq and is a predicted model, not a curated record. The transcript is spliced from 3 exons.
CAUGAAAAUGAAAGCCGAAACGGGAUGAAUUAUGAAUCUCUCCGAAAUCAUGAAAAUCUUGUUUUUAAAUUACAUAGGAAUAGAACGGAUAGCAACUUAUAUAAUAUAUUAUUAUUCUAAUACUUGACUCAACACUAAAGAAAAAAUAAAGAAAAAAAUAAGAAUAUAACAGCCACCAGACAGACCGACAGACGACCAACGAGUUUGCAGCAUCCAUCCACCAUGGCAACUAAACCAAUCAUCAAAAUUGCGGCAAUAUGUGGAUCUCUUCGCAAAGCUUCAUACAACGCUGGCCUUCUUCGAUCUGCGAUUGAGUUGAGCGGAUCGAUAGAUGGAAUCGCGAUCGAGUACAUCGACAUUUCGCCUCUGCCGAUGCUGAAUACAGAUCUGGAAGUGAACGGAAAGUAUCCGCCGGUGGUUGAGGCGUUUCGUCAGAAGAUUCUUCAGUCUGAUUGCUUUCUCUUUGCCUCUCCUGAAUAUAAUUACUCCAUCACUGCACCUUUAAAGAACGCAAUAGAUUGGGCAUCAAGGCCACCAAAUGUGUGGGCGACUAAGCCUGCUGCUAUCGUAAGUGCUGGAGGGGGCUUUGGUGGAGGACGGUCACAGUACCAUCUUCGCCAAAUUGGAGUUUUUCUUGAUCUUCAUUUCAUAAACAAGCCCGAGUUUGUCAUAAAUGCGUUCCAACCUCCUGCAAAGUUUGAUAGUGAUGGCAAUUUAAUCGAUGCUGAAGCUAAAGAAAGGCUAAAAGCUGUUGUUCAGUCUCUGAAAGACUUUACCUUGAGACUCCAACAAGGUAAUUGAUGAUGGAUUUGCAUGCUAUUGGCUCAAGUGUUUCUUAAUAAUGAAAUGCAUAACAUUAUAUAUUUAAACUUAUUUAUUGAAAUUUGAAUUGUUGAAAGCAAAUUGGAUGUAUUUGCUAAUGGAUAUUGUGUCAUGUGACAGUGUGGUUUUGUUGAAAUUGUAUAAUAGUGUAAUGCUAUUGGUGCAAAUCUAAGGAAA